AUGAACAAGGCAUUGAGCCAAGUUUCCAAAUCACCCUUUAUGAGGAGCAUAGAAGAUACAGUUCUUCCUCGACGGUUCCACCAGCCUACGUUCACCCUAUACGAUGGCCGGUCAGACCCAGUGAAGCACGUUAGCCAUUUUCGCCAGAAAAUGGCUAUCUACUCUAGAGACGAAGCCUUGAUGUGCAAGGUUUUUCCAUCAAAUUUGGGUCCAGUGGCAAUGAAGUGGUUCAAUGGGUUGAAGGCCAAUUCUAUUGAGUCCUUCAAAACGCUUACUCGGGCUUUUGUCGCUCGCUUUAUCACAUGCAGCAGAGUGCCUCAGUCUUUGGGAUCCUUGUUGUCUAUGUCUAUGCGAGAGGGCGAGACUCUCAAAGCUUAUUCAGACAGGUAUUGGGAAAUGUUCAAUGAAAUAGAAGGAAAGCAUGACUACGUGGCCAUAAGUACUUUCAAAGCUGGCCUCCCAACCAACCAUGAUUUAAGGAAAUCCCUAACUGGUAAACCUGUUACCAGCGUACACCAGUUGAUGGAUAGGAUUGAUAAGUACAGAAGAGUAGAAGAGGAUCAACUUCAGGGAAAAGGAAAAGCUAAGGUAGUCCCUCAAGAGAGGAGGGAUUUCAGGUCGGACCAUUACAAUAGUAACCGACCUCGGAAAGACUUCGUCGGGCAAUCAGGAUCUGCGGACACCUAA
Molecule: messenger RNA, 687 nt
Organism: Quercus robur (English oak)
Lineage: Eukaryota; Viridiplantae; Streptophyta; Magnoliopsida; Fagales; Fagaceae
Exons: 1
Coding region: 1-687 (228 amino acids)
Source: RefSeq, a predicted model, not a curated record